UACAAUCUGCACAUAGUACAUUACAAGCAUGGCCGCGCCAGUGACAUCCGAUAACAUGCCAACUACCGCUUCGUACGUUUUUGCGACUGCUAUUAUCGCUGGUGUUCUUGGUUACUUUGCAGGUCAAGGCGCUUCACUCGGUUUGUUCUCUUCUUCACCUGCGACGAGGCAACAAUCGAUUUCAAAGGGCGCAACGAAAGAAGAAGAUGAGAUAGAAGAGGAUUCGGAAGAAGACGAUAGUGAAGAGGAAGAUGAGGCUGAAUUAGCGACAUUUGAGGGUAAUCAGGACGAGGUGAAACUCGUUCUUGUUGUGCGGACAGAUUUGGGCAUGGGCAAGGGUAAAAUCGCCGCUCAGUGCUCGCAUGCCACACUCGCUUGUUACAAAUAUUACUUCUCGAAAGCUCCCAACUCGCCCAUUCUCAAACGCUGGGAACGCGGUGGUCAGGCAAAAGUCGCUCUACAAGUCAAGUCAGAGGAGGAGAUGUUGCUAUUACAAGCUCAAGCCAUGAGCCUGGGACUCUGCGCACGCGUGAUACAGGACGCUGGACGAACGCAAAUAGCCAGUGGAAGCAGAACAGUUCUUGGUGUUUUGGGACCGAAGACGGUGGUUGAUCAGGUUACUGCGUGCAUUGUGGAGGUGCUUAUUGCGCUAGUCUUGUUUUGGCUCGGAACGGAUAAACUCCAGGGUUCGCCGCCUAAAGAGUUGAUUAAGUGUUUCAUCCUGUACAAGAUGGCGGACGCUCUAUCGAUCGAGCAAAAUAACAAAAUCCGGGUCGCCCUCGGUCUCAAACCGCUUCCCGUCCCCGGUGCAGAACCACCCUCAGGACCUGUUUUCAAAGAGUCCAAAGAUUCUGCUGAAGAAGAAGAGCCCGGUAGUACGCUAGAGUCUCGCGAGGCUCAAGGAUACCAAAACUGGCAGAAACUACAAGAUGAAGCCGAGGCAAGGCGGAAACGACAAGAAAAGAAUGCCGCUAUCAAAAGGGCACGCGAACUGGCGCAGCGUGAUGCGAAACUGGAAGGAAAGGGAUUAGGCGAUAUGGGCGUUGAACUAGAUACAAAGGCCUGGCUGUCGCAACAUAAGAAGUUAUCAAAGAAGAUUGAAAAAGAGAGAGCUCGUAAGCUUGCAGAGGAGCUUGCCGAACGAGAAAGGGUUGCCGAAUACACUGCUGCAGAUCUUGCUGGUAUCAAGGUUGCGCAUGAAAUGGGCGCCUUUGACGAUGCAGCUGAUGGACAAAUCUUGACGUUGAAAGACGCUACGAUCGACGAAAAUGAAGAGGAAGGUGAUGAGCUGGAAAAUUUGGAAUUGGUCGAUCAAGAAAAAUUAAAGGAAAAACUCGAACUGAAAAAGAAGCGAACGGCCUAUGACCCUGUGAAAGAAGAUGGUACUUCCUCCAUACUAGCCCAAUACGAUGAGGAAAUUGACGGCAAAAAGCGAAAGCAUUUUACACUUGACGCUAAAGGUUCCACGGCUGAAGAACGGGAGGCGAAGCGACAACAUGUUUCUGAUAUACUGAAUAAACAGGUUGUCAAUCUGGACAUUGUACCUGAAGCCCCGGUUUCGGAUUAUAUGGAUAUUAGCGAGGUGAAAAUCAGGAAACCUAAAAAGAAGAAAGCCAAGGCUACGCGACAAAAAGCUCUCGAUGAGGAUGAUAUAUUUCCUAUUCCAGACGCCACAGGAACAAGCAAUGGUGAUAGUAUGCAGGUGGAUUCAGGGGAAACAGUAACAAACAAUGCUAUUGAUGCACCCAAGAAGAAAUCAUACGACACCUCAUUUGUUGAUGACGAGGACUUGCAGGCUUCACUUGCGAUACAGAGACGUGCAGCAUUCAAGAAGCGCAAACAUCUUCGUCCAGAAGAACUCGCGCGACAAUUACGGGAAGAAAGCUCUCAAACACCAAUGGAAGUAGAUAAUGGCGACGGAGCAGAGGAGGAGCCGGGCUUGGUGAUUGAUGAAACAUCAGAGUUUGUAUCUAAUCUACAGCGUCCAGAGAUACCUGAACGUCCCGAACGACGAGCAGCCAGUCCUGAUGAAGAAAAGGAUGAGCACAAAGAAGAGUCUCCGGAAUCAGGCGUGGCAGAUGUUCAUAUGGAAGGCGCCGUGCAAGUCAAAGAGGAACAUGAAAAUCAAGAGGCAGAGAAUCCCAAGAUCAGUGUUACUGGAUUGGAUGAAGAGUCAACACUUGACGAGGGUCUGGGAAGUACUCUUGCUAUGCUACGUCAGCGUGGUCUAGUACAGCAGUCCGAUGCCGCUGAUUUGAAUGCAUUACAUCGCGAUCGCCAGAAGUUUCUUCAAGAGAAAUACAAGCGAGAAGCUGAGGCUGAGAAACGUGCGCGAGCACAGCGUGAACGAGACCGUGCUACCGGUAAACUGGAUCGAAUGUCUGCUCGAGAACGUGAAGAAUAUGCACGAUGGGAGAACAAACAACGAGACCAGCAAGAGUCACGACAGAUGGCCGAUAUUUUCAAUCGGGAAUACAAGCCUGACGUUCAGCUCAAAUAUGUGGACGAACAUGGUCGACUCUUGAAUCAAAAGGAAGCCUUCAAGCAUUUGAGUCACCAAUUCCAUGGCAAGGGCAGUGGCAAGAUGAAGACGGAGAAACAUCUUAAGAAGAUUGAAGAGGAGAAGAAGCGGGAAGCCAUGAGUGCAUUGGAAAGCAGUCAGCAUACUGGCAUGAAUAGCGCGAUGGGGGCUACGGCCAAGAAGAAUCGGCAAGCCGGUGUGCGUCUUGCAUGAUGUAUUAUUAUACUAGAUAUCUGUAGAUAGAAUGGGAAUAGAUCCCUGUCUGGGUUGUGAUAUUCCGGCUAAUUUCGAGGGCUGUCAUGUGAUGUACACAACAUGGUUCGCGGUUAUCGCCGA
Talaromyces stipitatus ATCC 10500 is the source of this 2857-nucleotide messenger RNA. Its product is annotated as DNA binding protein SART-1, putative. Gene Ontology annotation, biological process: mRNA cis splicing, via spliceosome; maturation of 5S rRNA. Gene Ontology annotation, molecular function: peptidyl-tRNA hydrolase activity. Bases 29 to 2734 code for a protein of 901 amino acids. The record is from RefSeq and is a predicted model, not a curated record. Gene Ontology annotation, cellular component: U4/U6 x U5 tri-snRNP complex. NCBI's taxonomy places the organism in Eukaryota, Fungi, Ascomycota, Eurotiomycetes, Eurotiales, Trichocomaceae. The transcript is spliced from 4 exons.